Triplophysa dalaica is the source of this 1404-nucleotide messenger RNA. RefSeq names its product heparan sulfate (glucosamine) 3-O-sulfotransferase 1 (gene hs3st1). The transcript has 2 exons. The record is from RefSeq and is a predicted model, not a curated record. Lineage: Eukaryota; Metazoa; Chordata; Actinopteri; Cypriniformes; Nemacheilidae. Gene Ontology annotation, molecular function: [heparan sulfate]-glucosamine 3-sulfotransferase activity. Bases 213 to 1058 code for a protein of 281 amino acids.
GUUUAUGUGUGCCAGGCUCGCGCAGGACACUCAGAGCCGUGGGCACGUGAAAACUUCACUGAUCGGACACUCCAGUGUUUGUGUGUGUGUUGGUGGUAUUGACCAGAGGUCGGGAUGGUUUGUUUCUCAUCAUGAUGAAGUUUCUCGUUCUGGAGUUCGAUUAGCAGGUGAGAUUCCUCGCGCGCACAAAGAGAGAGAACCAUGUUGUUUUGAUGGCUGCUGUGAUCUUCGCGCUGCUGUUUCUCUAUAUUUAUUUACCGGCCAUCAGCCCGCGGGUCACCGGCGCGCAGCGGCUGCCCGACAUCAUUGUUAUCGGGGUGAGGAAGGGCGGGACGCGCGCGCUGAUCGAGAUGUUGAAACUUCACGGAUCUGUCGUCGCCGCGCAGAACGAAGUUCACUUCUUCGACUGGGACAGUCACUACCAGCGCGGCCUGGACUGGUACCGUUCACAGAUGCCGCUCGCCCUGCCGGGUCAGCUGACGGUGGAGAAGACACCCGCCUACUUCACCAGCGUCAAAGCGCCCGAACGCGUCCUGCGCAUGAAGCCGGACGUCAAACUGCUGUUGAUCGUGCGGGACCCGACGAUUCGUCUGCUGUCCGAUUACACGCAGGUGUUCCACAACCAGCUGGAGAAACACAAACGCCCGCUGCCGCUCGACACUCUGCUCAUGCGCGACGGUGAGUUGAACUCGAACUACAAGCCCUUGAACCGCAGCCUGUAUCACGUGCAUCUGGAACGCUGGCUCGCCGUGUUCCCCGUAGACAGCAUCCACCUGGUGGACGGGGACGCGCUGAUUCAAGACCCGUUAGCGGAAGUAAAGAAGGUGGAGAAGUUCCUACAGCUCGAGCCGCAGAUAAACGCAUCUAACUUUUACUUCAACGCGACGCGCGGGUUUUACUGUCUGCGCGCGCGCGGGCGGGACCGAUGCCUGCACGGGUCGAAGGGCCGCAAACAUCCACCGGUGUCUCCGGAGAUCCUGCAGAAACUCUACGAGUACUUCCGUGAACCCAACCGGAUGUUCUUUGAGCUGGUGGGACGAACCUUUGACUGGAAGUGAGAGACGAAAACCUCCAAAAACCAAACAGUGCUGAAGGGAAGGAACAUAACUGGAAACUAAACGCAAGGUUUGAUGUGUAUGUCAAUACGAAAUGACGAAAAAAAACAUUUAUUUUCUCUUGGAUAAGAGUAUUAUUGACGAUACUAAACAGUAAACAGUCACCGACACGUGUUCUUCAUGAAGUCCGUUAAUGAAGCUUAAUUUACUGCUGCUACUUUAUUAAAUGUGUCUUUAAAUCAUUCAGCAUUACGCAAACCUCAAUGUAUAUGCUAGUUUAUAUUUUCUCUUAUAUCAAAUAUUUUUUUUAAUGAAGGAAGUUUAUAUUAAUAAAGUAUUUUUGUUAUCA